Cinara cedri is the source of this 5045-nucleotide messenger RNA. The record is from the annotation of a GenBank genome assembly. NCBI's taxonomy places the organism in Eukaryota, Metazoa, Arthropoda, Insecta, Hemiptera, Aphididae.
UGCGGUCUUGCUUUCCGAAGUCACCAAAAAAAUAUGUAUUUGAAAACGGUCGUUUUUAUUGCUUUUUACGCCGUAGUUAAUAAAAUGCAUUAUUGUACGUCGAAUGACGCUGGUUCGGUAUCAUUUGACAGAUUGGAGUUACAAAUUGAAAAAAUUAGUAAGUAUACCUAUUAUACCUAGGAAGAUUUUUUUAUUAUCACGAUCCAGCGAUUUUCUAGGAGGACUUCAAGUAAAUUGAUUUAUUCUUAUAAGUACACUAGCUGUCCCGCACUCGGCGUUGCCCGCGCUAAUUUUUUAUUCUUUUUACCUAUAUUUCCGUUUUGCUUUGUCCGUAUUGAAAUAAAAAAAAAUAAGUGGGAAGUGGAUAGAAGUGUUCUGUGUAUCUAUAGACAUAUUUUAUCUUUUAUAAUUUGUUUAUGAGAGUAUCAUACAUUUUUUGCAUUCGUGUUACUAUAGAUAUUCGCACAACAUAGGGGUUAAAAUAUUUAUCCACUAUAUUAACCUUAAAAUUAUUUGGACAUAAUAGUACUAUACUGUUGUUAAUGUACCGAAAAAUACAAAACUUCAAAAAUGACGCUUUACGUGUUUUCAGUUUUUACUUAGCUAUCCAGUAUAACGCAUAGUUUUUCGUUUUUUUUUUCAUUCAUGUUAGCAAAGUAGCCCAUCCUAUUUCAAGCCAAUAAUAGACCGACAGACAGACAGAUAGACUCUUUAUUUUAAAUUGUUAUAGUUGUUAGGGUCUUUUUUUGUUUUAAUUUGUUUUCAUUUCAUCCGUGUUACUAUGGGAAUCCAUAUUUCAACAAAAAUACCUAAAAACCUUUCAUCUUCUAUUUCAUUUCCUUCAAGUUUUAUUUUCGUGAUAAAAAUUAGCCUGUGUUUUUUUCCAAGGUCACAUAUAUCUCUAUAUCAAAAUUAAUCUAAAUCCGUUCAGUAGUUUUUGCGUGAAAGAGCAACAAACAUCCAUUUAUACAUCUUCACAAACUUCUACAUUUAUAACAUUAUUAGUAGGACAUUAGUAGGAUUCAUAACUAUGCACGUAUAAUUUAUAUUAGUAUAUUAUUAUAUAAUAGAAGUACCUAGUGAUAAUAUUUGACAAACGGAUCGAUAUUUCAGAACCAGCACACGAAACAGAAUGGAUAGAAGAAUGUAAAUGCGUUUUACUUGCUGAUUGUAUACACGACGAGAACGACGCGUCAAUAGACAUUAGAAUAAUCACAGUAUACACUGCAAUUAAUAAAAUAUUCUAAAAUAGUAUAUUGUAUACCUAAAUUAAAUUAUAUAUUGUUUUCUAGAAGCCUGAUAAAUGUCCAUCAGGAAAAGUGUACUGUUGUUCGGACCCAUGGUUAGGUAAUCCGUUAUCGAUGUGCGGUAAGACAACAGCACAGGAUAUCGAAGGGGUCGACGUUCAACCAGAUCAGGUAAAAUAGAAUACAGGUUAUUAUUAUAUUUUAAAAAACGAUAAUUUUGCAAAACGAUCUUGAAUAAUUUAAAAAUAAUUAAGGCAACUCUUAGUAACUGUUGUUUAAGGGGUAACAUAUAGGCAAUUUCUUAUCUUCUCGUCAGCUUGUGAUCUUUGUAUUAGUUGUAAGUAGUGAUAGUUGAGUUGCUCAGAAUCGUUCUUUCCGCGAUGUUUUAUCGCUAUAUAUAAUGUAAAUUUAAUUACUCUAUAUUCCUAUAUUUUGGAUAGUACCUACUUGCACACAAAUAUUAUGAAAAUAAAAUUAGAUAUUCCGAUAUUUGAUAAUAUUAUAAUAUUCAUUGUUUGCGUAUUUUUAAACGCCCGACUGUGGGCAGACAUAGUAUACGUACGCGAAUGCACAAGUCACCAAAUACACGCUCAAAAAUAUUUGUCUACUUAAAAGUGAAAGAAAAAUAAACCUAUUCCUUGAAGCCUAAUUUUAAUUUUGUAAAAUAAUUUGAUUCGUUAGCCUGUUUUCUAUGUUUUGUAGGAAAUAUAGAUUAUUAAUAUAGUUUUUAUAAUACGGUAACAAGUGAAUUUACCUUAUUUCUCAAAACGAAUUUGUAAUUCAAACGCUCAAUGAGACAAAAAAAUUAAAAAAGUGUCUCCUACUAAUUAUGGAAGAGUGCCUAAAAAAUUCAAAUUAUUUUACAAAAUUAAAAUUGUACUACUAGAAUUAUGUUUAUUUUUCUCUCGCUUAUAGGUCUAAAUGCAUACAAAAUUCAAUCGUUAAGGGUUCUAAAUGAAAGGAUUUUUAAUCCCCUUAACUGUUUUUUACAGGUGCAUAUUAUUAAAAAUAUUAGUUUAGUAAGGUAUCUCUAUUACAUUAUUAAAUUGAGUUCUACAUUAAAUGUCUACCAGUUUGAAAUUAAUAAAUUCAAACUAAUUUCACAUUAUAAUUUUUAAUUGCAGGCUAAGUUUGGAGAAUUUCCCUGGCAAGCUUUAAUUUUGACCAAUGGCAAUUCAUUCGUGUCAAAUGGAGCUUUAAUAGACAAUAAACAUAUAAUAUCAACUGCGCAUUUUUUAAAUAGUUUCACCAAGUAAUUAUACUCGUAUGGUACAAAAAAAUCUUUUAAUAAAUUGUGAACAAGUAAAAUUUAAUUUUAAUGCGUUUCUGAAAUUUGAUUACUUUUGGUAACGGUUAUAAAUGUUUGUAUUUUUAAUUUUAGAAUUAAGAUGUAAUAUACAGUGAAAAGUGUAAUUCGUCGACUUUGGAAGUAAAUAAUAUAAUUUUGAGAUUUUCUCGUAUAAGUCGUUACCGUAUUACUUGAUCAUUUACAUACUAGGCUAUUUCAGACCGGUGAAUUUUAUUGCCCAAGCUACAUUAUGCGAUUACUUAUAAUGCUGUAACUAAUUAAAAAUAUGUUGAGGGUCCAACACUCAAUGCUCAUUUUUUUAGCAUUUCAAUAAACAUUUUUUUUUUUUAAAACCACCUUCGGCUUUAGACUCUUGGAUUUGUGAUAGAAAAUGCAGUUGUGAACUGAUAUUUGAUUCUUAAGAAGCAUAAAUUGGGGCUAAAGCUAAGGUUAAGGCCAAAGCUAAAACUGUACUUUAUUAUUCAGGAUCAGAUAUAAAUCAAUGGCUUAAUUUUUUAUGAUAAUUCAAUGCAGAGAAUCGUGACUAUUUUUUAACCGAGACAGAAGAAUAAUAUUCAUUUUUCUAUUUACCUUAUUAUUAUCUUUUCUCGACCUCAUAAAAAUGCAGUCGAGUUUUCUUUUUUUUUAAUUCAAUGAAAUCGUAUCUACUAUAAUCGACAUUUGGUAAUAUUGUACCUAAAUUUGUAUGAAUUCGAUAACAGAAAUUAAUGGACAUUUUAAAAUGAAGUAUAAAUAGGAAUUAAAACGUUUUAAAACAAGUGUAAGCCAUUCAGUUCAUCCCAAAUCAUUUAAAAUUAGAUAAUGAUCAAUAUAGAAUAUUAUUAUAGUUGGUACAGGGUGAUUCUCUUAUCGUGAUUGUUGAUCCAGCGAUUAUUUCAGAGGAUUUGAUGUAAAUUUGAUUUCUGUUUUUCUCAAUUAUUAAGGAAUUGUAUCAGUUCUAUAUAAUACAUUACAGGUACUUAAUGAAUGUUGGGCAAUUUUACGUUAUGGUUUCGUAUUUUUUCGAUUAACAAAAUUUUUUAUUAACGAUUUACUACAGUUGCCAAUAACUACGGUAUUUAUAUUUAUGAAAUCUUGAUAGAACGAUAAUUUUGUUUCGUAUUAUAGGAAUGUCAGCUCAUUGAAAGUACGAUUGGGCGAAUGGGACAUAUACAAGAAUGUGGAACCACAGCCUCACGUUGAAAGAUCUAUAGUCAGUAUCACCGUCCAUCCCGAGUACUCUUCGUGGAAUAUGCACAACGACAUCGCAGUAAUUACCAUGUCCGAGACGGUGAUGGUCACUGGCCACGUAAGCCCGGUGUGCUUGCCUCCUCGGCCACCCAAUGCAGUGUCGCCACGUCAAUGGACGGGAUGCCGCGUGUCCGGGUGGGGCACGGAGAGUUUCGAGCGGCCACGUUACCCGGGAGUAUUAAAGAAGGUAAACGUCCCGCUGUGGGACCGUAGCCGGUGCGUCAAGAGUCUGAGGGCUACGAGACUCGGCGGUCGGUUCGAAUUACACGAGGGAUUCUUGUGCGCUGGUGGCGAAGAGAAUGAGGAUGCGUGCAAGGUAAGUGGAUUCGUUUCUGGGUUGUGACAAUACUUGACUAAAGACAAACUAUUGUUUUUCGCAUUUGACGCUAACAACUUUUUGACCAGAAACUUUGCUCCAAUCGAAAACUUUAUUGGAACUACUUUCUCGUUGAUUAUGUUGUCUAACUAAUAAAUUUAUAAGGGUUUUUUGAUGUCUAUGUACUUUUGUUAUUAAUAACAGAAAAACGACGAAAAAACGUCGGAAAUAUUUACGUAACAGCGGUGGUUUCUGUUAAUUUUAAUUUUGAGUUUUUGAUUUUUAAUACAGUGAUAAAUAACUAUAAAGAUUUAAAAUUUACACCAAAUAUUUAUAUUAGGACUAUGCAUACGUGGUACCUACAGCUUUUAAAGUAUUCUGAAGUUUUUAAAAUUAUUUGUAGCUAAUUGAAAUUUUUGAGUUUUCUUUAUUGGUUUCACAUGGAUAAAAAUGUUAAAAUAAUUUUUUUAUUGGCUCUUCAAGUUAAAAUCCGUUAAAAAUACGAACAAUUAUAAUUUAUUUUGAAAUUACAAAGCAAUGAAAUGUUCAUAUUAAAUUUUUCAAAAUAUGUGAAUUGUUUUUACUUAAGUACGGAUAUAAAUUAAAUUAUCCUAAAUGCUUUAUACAUAUCCAACUUUCCUAAUUGUCCACCUACUACAUGAACCGAAGUAUGUCCGGCAUUUUAAUUAUUCAUUGAUAAAUACUAUAUAAACAGGCUAUUUUGCUAUUUUUUACGUAGGGUGAUGGUGGUUCACCGUUGGUAUGCGAACACGAUUCCGUCUCACAUUUGAUUGGAUUAGUGUCUUGGGGUAUCGGGUGUGGAACCGCAUCCGUACCGGGUGUCUAUAUCGACGUGAAUGUUUACGUUACUUGGAUUGAAAAGCAAAUACGUUCCGAAGAAGUUUUACAUUGAUGGUAAACAACUAUUCAAUUUUUAUCAUUC